AUGCAUUAUGAAAAGAAAGCUAUUCCGAAAGAGAAGAGACGUGCCGCCGCCGCCGCCGCCGCCGCCGCCGCAGCCGCCGCCGCCGCCUCCACGCCCACCGCGGCCAAUGUUGCCGUCGCCACCGUCGCCGCCGCCAACGCCGCCGCCGCGACUCCCGCGACUACGGUGACCACCGUGCCGACUGUUGAAGGACAGUACGCGCCACCCACGCCGCAAGUGCAUGAACAAACGCCGCGACUGUCACGAGUGAAUCAAGACACGCGCUCCGUCCGCUCGUCAAGAAGAAGGGCAGAAAUAGAGGCCAAAUUAAGAGUGGCCCGCCAGGAACUGGAAGUUGCCAAAGCGGAAUUGGAGUUGGCCCAAUUGGAUUCCGACAUGGAAGAGGAUCCAGAAGAAGUGCAGUACAGGCAAAUGCAGGUCAAAAAUUGGUUGGACCACUCGAACACCAUCGCCGAGAGGGUCCCGCCGGAACUACAACCAAUACCGCCGCCGCCGCCCGCCGCGCCGCUGCCGCCGCCGCCACAAGUCCUACCGCUGCCGCCGCCACCGCCGCCGCAAGUGUUGCCGCCGCCGCCGCCGCAGCCGCUACCUACGGAAGGGAGAACAGACAUUCAAGAGUUAGCCAUGGCCAUCACCAAGCUGUCACAGAGGGCAGAGGGUGGCCUCACAAGACAACUGGUCGACCUCCCAAGUUUCAAUGGCGCAUGUGAAGAAUGGCUCGCGUUCAGAAGGUCAUAUGAAGACACCGCGCGCUCCUUCACGCCGGCACAGAAUUUGGCGCGACUACGAAGGUGUCUCCAGGGGCACGCAAGGGAGGCAGUCAAGAGCCUCCUAUUCACCGCCGAGAAUCCGGAAGAGCUGAUGAAGAGCCUGGAGGUCCGGUUCGGCAGACCUGGAGCCAUAGCCCUGGCGGAGUUAAAGAAGAUGGAAAGGCUGCCAAGGGUCAACGAGUCAUCAGGGGAGAUCUGCAUGUUUGCCAGCCGAGUCCGCAAUGCCGUGGCCACCAUCAGGGCACUCGGCAAGACAGAAUAUUUGUGCGCACCAGGGGCCGUGGAGUGUCUUAUUGAGAAGAUGCCGCCGACCAUGAAGUCUCGGUGGCUGAUGUACCAACGUGAGCGCCGGGCAGAGGGAAAACCAGCGCUCGAACUCAUGUAUGACUUCAUGGAAGUUGAAGCAGAUAUUAACAGUGAUUACGCUCCCCCGGAAGUGUCCUGGGACCAGAAGAGAAAUAUGUUCAAGAGGCCGGUUCACCAUGUCCAACAAACAGAAGGACGCCGUGAAGAACCAAAGACUGACGCGAAGAAGUGCCCAGAGUGCCGUGAAGACCACUGGCUGUACGAAUGUAAGAAAUAUAAAGAAGCCAGUGUUGAAGAUAAGUGGGAAAUAGUGAAGAAGGCAAGAAUGUGCUUCAAAUGCCUGCGCUUCAAGCACUCAAGGAACACGUGUCGGGCACAACCAUGCAAGAAGUGCAUGAGGUGGCAUCACAUCAGUCUUCACUCAGAGAAGCCCGCAGCGGCGAAGACUCAAGAGAAGCCCGCCGAAGGAGUUGUAUCGUCGGUACACACCACGAGCUGCGGAAAGGCCUACUUGAAGAUGACGCCGGUGAACCUCUACGGGCCCAAAGGGACAGCAAAAGUGCUCGCGCUCCUGGACGAAGGGUCCACCGUCACGCUGCUGGACUCAUCAGUGGCAAAGAAGAUUGGGGCGCAAGGAAAGCCGGAAGCCAUCACCAUCGAGAUGGUCGGGGGGAACGGUAUGCAGAAGAGCAACUCCCAGAAAAUCAACAUGAAGAUCAAGGGGGUCCAUUGCAGAAAUAAGCUCAACAUGGAAGCAAGAACUAUCGACAACUUGAAGCUGGCGAAACAAGGGGUCGAAGAAAGAAUGCUUCAAAAGUGUAAACACUUACAGAAGAUCAAGGACAAGCUGGUCUACGACAAGGAAGAACCACAACUACUGAUCGGGCAAGAUAACUGGGGGCUCAUAGUCACACGGAUACUACGCAAAGGGAAGGCCUCCGAACCAGUUGCCUCCUUGACCAGCUUGGGAUGGGUCUUACACGGAUGCGACGCCGGAGGAAGUGUCCCUGUCAAGUUCGUGCACCACAGCAGGUUGAUGGAAGACGAAACAGAAGCCCUGGUCCGCCGGCACUUCGAGAUAGAGUCGCUCGGGGUGCAAGCACGUCGGCCAAGUAAUGACGCCGACAAAAGGGCACUCGACGUCCUAGAGAAGACCACGAAGAGGCUACCAAAUGGACGGUUCGAGUCUGGGCUGCUGUGGAAAAGUGAAAGGGAAACUCUACCGAACAACUACCAUCAGGCACACCAGCGUCUCAUCAACAUGGAGAAGAAAUUAGACAAGGACCCAGCACUGAAGACUUCGUAUGAAGAACAAAUAGAAAAUCUGCUGAAGAAUGGAUAUGCAGAGAAAGCUCCAGAAACCACGACGCCAGGGAGAACAUUCUACUUGCCUCACUUCGCGGUGAUGCACCCGAUAAAGAAGAAACCGAGGAUAGUUCUCGACGCCGCCGCCAAGUUCAACGGGAAGAGCCUCAACGAUGCGCUGCUGCCUGGGCCUGACUUAUUGCAGUCGCUCUUCGGAGUGCUUCUCAGGUUCCGGGAAGGUCCAGUCGCCGUCGUCGCCGACAUCAAGGAAAUGUUCCUACGCAUCCAAAUGAGGGAAGAAGACCGGGACAGUCUGCGGUUCUUAUGGCGCGGCAGCAAAAGGAACGGCAAACCGGAAGAAUACCAAAGGACCUUCUGGACAGACUCCAGCACCGUCCUUCAAUGGUUGAAAGCAGACCCGAGAAAAUUCAAGACGUUCGUGGCCCAUCGCCUCGCGGAAAUUGAAGAGCUGACGCGAAUUCAAGAUUGGAGAUGGGUGCCGACAAAGGAAAACCCCGCAGAUGAUGCCACAAGAGGCACUCCGAACGAGUUUGAUGAAAACGCAAGAUGGUUCAAAGGUCCCACCUUCUUAUAUGGAAACAAAGAAGAUUGGCCGGCGAGACGCUUUGAAGUCAAAGAAGAACUCACCGGAGAAGAGAAGAAUCCCCAAGUUGUUGCCACAUUGAAGGUCAUACCACAAGUCACUCCGGACCCGAAGAGAUUCUCCGACUGGACUCGACUGCUACGCAGUACAGCGCGCAUAUUCCAGUUCAUCGACCUGCUAAAAAGAGGAGUAGCGGAAAAAAGAAGUGUCCACAUCGUCAGGCACCGAAGAUGGAAGAAAACACCGAGUCACGUCCCCCGGGAGAAGAAAAAAGAAAAGGUCUUCUUAACGCUGGAAGAUAAGUUCAUACAUAGGGCAGAAAAGGAGCUUAUCAAGAGGAGCCAGCAGGAGAGCUUCUCCAAAGAACUUUGCUGCCUCGAAAAAGGGAGGCCACUGGAGAACUCGAGCCGACUAAAGAAGAUUGACAUAUACCUGGAUGGCCGCGGAAUCCUAAAACUGAGGACGCGCACCAGGAAGAUUGGUUCGGGAGAAGGACGAACCAACCCGAUCAUACUGGACGGGAAAAGUCAAAUCCGCCGGCUCAUCAUAGGGUUCUAUCACAAACGGUUCUACCAUGGCAACUCCGCGACGAUAAUCAACGAAAUAAGGCAGAAGUUCUGGGUACUCGGCUUGCGCAGCACCACAAGAUGGAUCACACAUGGGUGUCAAUGGUGCAGAGUCCACAAGGGAGAGCCUCAAAUACCACCCACCGGAGACUUGCCGGCCGAACGAUUGCAGCAUCAUCAACCACCCUUCACCUGCACGGCAGUAGAUUACUUCGGCCCGAUGCAAGUCACGAUCGGGAGGAGAACUGAGAAGAGAUGGGGAGCCCUGUUCACCUGCUUAACGACCCGGGCGAUACACCUGGAGCUGGCUAAUUCAUUAAGCACCAGCUCCAUGAUCAUGGCCCUGCGAAGAAUGGCUGCACGAAGAGGGACGCCGAAGAUAAUCUUCAGCGACAACGGGACUAACUUCGUGGGGGCCAAUAGAGAAUUGCAAGAGGCCGCCUCAAGGGAAGGAAUCACAUGGCGAUUCAUCCCACCUGGAUGUCCGAAUAUGGGAGGCGCCUGGGAAAGAAUGGUCCGCUCGGUAAAGACAUCAUUAAUGACCGUUCUUAAAGAAAAAUCACCACCAGAAGAGGUCCUACACACGCUCCUCCUCGAAGUGGAGCAUAUCGUGAACUCGCGUCCCCUCACCCACAUCAGUAUGGAUCCCGAGGACGAAGAAAGCCUAACGCCGAACCACUUCCUCAUCGGAAGAUCCUGUGGAGCAAUGGCGCCGGGUGUAUUUGAAGACCACGACCUCAUCGGGAAGGCGAACUGGAGGACAGCGCAGCGCUUGACGGACCACUUCUGGCAAAGGUGGCUGAAGGAAUACCUGCCAACUUUGAUGCCGAGGAAAAUAGCCGGCCGGGAGACCGAAGACCCUCAAGUCGGCGACGUCGUAUUAAUAGUCGACGCGACGCUACCAAGGAACACUUGGCCACGAGGGGAAGUGCUGCGAGUGUAUCCUGGACCGGACGGCAGAGUAAGAAUCCUCGACGUGCGAACACCCGGAGGAGUGCUGCGGCGACCGACGCGACGAGUGGUAGUCCUGGUUCCUGCCAAGACGUCGCAUCCGGAGGAAGGAGUGCUUCGCACUGCGGGGGAGAAUGUUAGCGACGUCAAGAAUAGUCAAGAUUAAUGUUGGCAGCAUCAUGUAAAAUAGUGCAAAUUAGCUAAUUAAUCUGUUUCGUAAUUAAGAAAAUGAACAUGAAAUUUUCGCCAAAAAGGCAAUACCGUAGCGAAAACCAUCAGGCUCUCUCGCUUACUCACUCGGUAGGCCUCUUUCUUGCAUUGUCUGAUCUCUCACUUCCACAAAAUAGCUUCUCUUUCACACUUUUCUGGAAAAUCUGGAAUGUUCAGGAAAAAAUAGAGAAGAAACGAGACGGAAAUAUCGGACCUCUCGCUUCGAACAUUCUAGAGCGCGAGAUAGCAAUAUGUUUUGUCCUUGUCUUGCACGGAUGGUCCGUUGCGCGAGGCAAUACCGUAAAGAGAGCCGUUUUAGGUUUUUUGUCAAUAACUUCGCCAAUUUUGGGAAUUUUGUGAUGAAACUUUUUGUAUAAUGUAGAUAAUUUAAUUACGCAUCUGUAGAAAAUAAGGAACCAUUGUAAAACUACCUGCCAGUUGGAGAAAAUUAGCAAAAACUGUGGAUUUCCCGAAGACAGGGAUAGCAAUAGCAUGUGAAAGCGGGACG
Messenger RNA from Ostrinia nubilalis (European corn borer), 5220 nucleotides. RefSeq lists its product as uncharacterized. The coding region runs from base 1 to 4668 and encodes 1555 amino acids. NCBI's taxonomy places the organism in Eukaryota, Metazoa, Arthropoda, Insecta, Lepidoptera, Crambidae. Gene Ontology annotation, biological process: DNA integration. The transcript is spliced from 4 exons. Gene Ontology annotation, molecular function: nucleic acid binding. The record is from RefSeq and is a predicted model, not a curated record.